AUGUCUGACGUGGAAGAGGAGAGUGGUGCCGCGGUGGUCGAUACCAAUGCGGCGGAACCCGAACUUCCUGCACCUGCUUUCGAUCUGCGGGCAAUACCAGAGUUCGACGGUACCGGUGACGUCGUCAAAUGGCUGGAGCAGGCGAAACAGCUGUGCGCCCUGAGACGCGUUUCCCUGGCCGCUGUUUUGCCGACGCGCCUGCGGGACCAGGCGUACGAAGUUUGGGCCAGCCUCUCCGAGACCGAGCAACGAGACGCUGAGAUCGUCCGUGACAAGCUGCACAGCGCCUUUGCCAUGGGACCGGACGCCGCAAUGUCAGAGCUAUAUCGUCGACGUCUGGAGCCGGGUGAGUCUGUUGAUGCUUACCUGGGCUCCAUCAAACGUCUGAUGUCUCUAAUCGGCUAUGUGUCCAGCACGGUCAUGACGGCUCAUUUCCUACAAGGCCUGCCAGCGGAAGUGCGGCUGACGGUACGAAACAGCGUUGGAGAUGGCACGCUCACCCUGGAGCGAGCGGUCGCCAUCGCCCGGUCGACGUUGGCGAUAACUGCCAGGGAGAGAGCGGCUGCACCGGUGGCUGCCGUCCAACUGCCGCCACCAUCGGCUGCGGUGAGCCUGGGUGUGCGCGGAACGACAGUGAAUGUGCGGGCGGUCGUCGUACCGGCCCGGUUGUUAGGCGUGGACGUGUUGCUAGGUAUGACAGGCAUCGACGCUCUGCGUGGCCGUGAGGCCCCGCCGGAGCGGGAGGCGUGCCGAGCGGUCGGCACGGCUGCGGGCGUGCAGCGUGAGGCGCCACCGGAGCGGGAGGCGUGCCGAGCGGUCGACAUGGGGCCAGAGUUGAGGAUCAACGAGACCGACUUCACGGCAGUGUUCGAUGCCGGGGUGUGGACGGUUCGCUGGAAGUGGGCGGGCGGUGUGGACCCGCCACCGCUUCGCAACUCCACGGCUCAGUACGGCAUACCGAGGGGUGCGCGAGAGAAAUUCGAUGCCGAGCUGUCAUUGUGGAUAAGUGAGGGCUGGCUACGUGAAUAUGACGAGACGGUGUGCGGUCCGGCACAGGGACUGCUCCCGUUAAUGGCGGUAACUCAGGCGGCAAAGAACAAGGUGCGGCCGGUGCUUGAUUAUCGAGAGCUUAAUCAACACCUGACGCCUCACACGGCUGACGCGGACGUCUGCGUGGAGGAGCUUCGACGAUGGCGACGCCACGGCCGCCGGGUCGCGGUCCUCGACCUGAAGAAAGCUUUUCUUCAGCUCCGUGUGGACCCGGCCCUGUGGCCGUACCAGACGGUCAUCGUGCGGGGGCGACGAUACUGCCUCACGAGGGUCGGCUUUGGGCUUUCCAUAGCGCCUCUGAUCAUGAAGUCGGUGGUCAGGGAGGUGCUCGCGCAGAACCCGAGGCUGGCUGAGGCGGUGCGGCCCUACGCCGAUGAUCUGCUGGUCAACGAAGCAGCCGUUUCAGCUGACGAGGUGGCCCAGCAUUUUGCCCGUUUCGGACUCGAGUGUAAGCCGCCGGAGCGAGUUGCGAGCGGCGCACGCAUGCUGGGCCUCCGUGUCGCCGAAAGUGACGGGCCGGCGCUCCAGUGGACCAGGGACGGAGGGUCACCCACGCAGCCUCCACCUGUGCUGACGCGACGAACUGUCUUCGCGUGGGCCGGCCAACUGACAUCUCACGUGCCGGUCGCGGGCUGGCUACGGCCGGCCGCUGCGUGGAUGAAGCGGACAGCCAACCGUCUCAGCCCGGACUGGGACACUCCGAUCGUCAAUGAGGAACUGCAACGCCAAGUGGAUGAAGUGUCGCGAAGGGUGAUAGCCUGUGACCCGGCAUGCGGCCAGUGGUGUGUGACAGGGUCAAAUGUCACCGUGUGGACUGACGCCAGCUCCAUCGCUCGCGGCGUCGUCCUAGCCGACCCUGUCACAGACGCCAUCAUCGAGGAUGCGUCCUGGCUACGGGCCGAAGCUGAGCGGGACGUUCACAUCAACAUCUCGGAGUUGGACGCCGCUCUCAACGGCGUCAAUAUGGCCCUGGCAUGGGGCUUCCGUCGCCUGACGCUCCGGACGGACUCGGUGACUGUGCACCGCUGGCUGAGCGAUGCGCUGUCGGGCAAGGCAAGGCUGCGCACCAAGGGGCAGUCCGAAAUGCUUAUCCGACGGCGCGUGGCUGUUUUCCGUCAGCUGGUCGCCGAGUACGAACUUGAGGUCACCAUCGAACUGGUCGGCUCAGCUGCCAACCGCGCCGAUGAGAUGACGCGGGUGCCCAACGCCUGGCUACAGGCCGCCGAUCGGCCGGCCGCCGACUCGCCCGACAAGUCACCACCGGCUGCUGUCGCAGCCAUCACAUCGAGUGCCUCGCCGGGCGACAUCCGCGCCAUACACGAGAACAUUGGCCACCAGGGCGUGAGGAGGACGUUGUGGUACGCCCGACGGGAGCUGGGGGUGAGGCGCGUCACGAAAACGGCCGUGCGGGACGUGGUCAGGCGGUGUCAGACGUGCGCGUCGAUUGACCCGGCUCCGGAACGCUGGCUUGGUGGGUCACUUGAGACGGAACGUACGUGGGAUCGCCUGGCCAUGGACGUCACCCACCUGCACGGCCACCCGUACCUGACGUUGGUGGACUGCGGGCCGUCGCGAUACGCCAUCUGGCGCCGGCUGCGCCGGUCGGGGGCUCUGGAGAUCGUCCAGCAUCUCGAGGACGUGUUUCUAGAGCGUGGAGCCCCGGCCGAAAUACUCACGGACAAUGCGACGGAGUUCCGCGGCCGGGCUAUGAUGGCGCUCGCGGCCCGCUGGGACGUGGCGAUGCGAUUCCGCGCCGCCUAUGAGCCCGGCGGUAACGGCGUUGUAGAACGCCAUCACCGGACCAUCAAAGUGAUGGUGGCCCGGCAGGCCUGCUCCGUCGCUGAGGCAGUCCACCGCUACAACGUGACACCUAAAGAUGGCAGCGACCCGGCAACAGCUCCGAUCAACGAGGUGUUCCGACACCCUGGCCGCGACGUUGACGUGACGCCCCGCGGACGAACAAAUGGACAACAGUGCGACGCCCUGCCGCUGAAAACACCAGGUGUGUACCAGCGUACGUGA
This is a messenger RNA of Amphibalanus amphitrite, 3072 nucleotides long. RefSeq lists its product as uncharacterized. Gene Ontology annotation, molecular function: nucleic acid binding. The record is from RefSeq and is a predicted model, not a curated record. NCBI's taxonomy places the organism in Eukaryota, Metazoa, Arthropoda, Thecostraca, Balanomorpha, Balanidae. The transcript is spliced from 4 exons. Gene Ontology annotation, biological process: DNA integration. The coding region runs from base 1 to 3072 and encodes 1023 amino acids.